Molecule: messenger RNA, 1281 nt
Organism: Phialemonium atrogriseum
Lineage: Eukaryota; Fungi; Ascomycota; Sordariomycetes; Cephalothecales; Cephalothecaceae
Product: ERV/ALR sulfhydryl oxidase domain-containing protein
Exons: 2
Coding region: 263-814 (183 amino acids)
Cellular component (GO): mitochondrion
Molecular function (GO): flavin adenine dinucleotide binding; flavin-dependent sulfhydryl oxidase activity
Source: RefSeq, a predicted model, not a curated record
GUAUGGACUCUCUAAACACUUCCCUACAAGUAGUGGAAGACUAGACCCAAGAAUCGCGGGUUGCUUGGCGGCCCCGCCAUGCCACUCGCGCUCAAUCUUUAUCGAUAAGACACUGCGGCCGAGGUCGCCGAGUGCUUUUAAAGCAGCCCAUUGAGUCCUCACACCAUUCUCGUCUGUCGGGCCUCGCAUCGCCCAGGCAAAUUCCAGAUCAAGAAAAUCUGUUUCUUAGAGAGAAGGCUAAAAUCCGGCCCGAGAAACGGUCAUGGCCGAAGACACGAGGGAAUCCAAGCCGAACGACCCUGUUCCUGCGGAUUCUGCGGCCGGCAACGCGGGUGCGACGGAGCCUCCGAAGAAGCUCCCCAAAGGCAUGGUUCUAGGGAAAGAUGGGAAGCCCUGCCGCUCCUGCUCGUCGAUCGAUGCAUUCACUUCCCAGAUGAAAUCGCCCCGCAUGGCGCGGAAGCCGGCACCUCUGAACGACUGCCCUGCCGACGUCGAGACCCUCGGGCGAAGCACCUGGACCCUCCUCCACACUAUCGCUGCCACCUAUCCCACGACUCCGACUGUGUCAGAGCAGUCGGACCUGACGAACUUCAUGAAGCUCUUCUCGAAGCUGUACCCUUGCUGGGUGUGCGCCGAGGACUUCCAGCAGUACAUCAAGAAGGACGAGAUUCGCGCGGCCAGCAGGCAAGACUUUGGCCUCUGGCUUUGCGGGGCGCACAACGAGGUCAACAAGAAGCUCGGGAAGCCCAUCUUCGAUUGUGCCAAAUGGGAGGAGCGGUGGAGGACGGGUUGGAAGGACGGCCGUUGCGACUAAUGCACGCCGUGUCCGAGCCGGAAACUUUUUACUCUCCGCUCCUAUAUCGCCUUGACCUUUUUGACUGUAUAAUACGGUUUAUGUACUGUACAGUACAGCCUGGUAGGACAUUCGAGUGCGGGCGCACUGCUGCCGCUGCUGCCAGAGCGAAAAGCAUUGGUCCAGCGUUUUCCCUUUUCUUUUGUCGAGCACGUUUAGACAUGGUUGGGCGCAGCGAUCCAGCGGCAUCUCUACUCUUGUAUUCUUGGUUAGGUACUCCGUGUCGCUUGUACGAUCUCGUGUUCAAAUAGAGAGAUUUGGGAGCCAACUUCUCGGAGUUGGCUCGGAAAUCUGCACCAGUCCGGGGGGGUUGAGAGCUGAGUAAGAGCGUGAUACCAUCAUCAUGGAUCAUACCACCCGCGCAUACCUACCUACACUACUACAUAGUAUGAUCAUGAUAAAAUGUGGGGCACUCCGUCCACAUCAGG